AUGUCGCCUCGGCGUCCCAGGGCAAUGCCCCGAGCACGGCAACCUAGUCUUGUCGUCCAUCUCGCCGUGGUGGUGACGUCGUCUUGGGUGAGCCAAUUGUAUAAAAAGAGGCAAGCGAAUUUCCAGUUCUCAUGGAGGACAUUCCACGAGGACUCCCCACCCAGCGACGUCGUGGCUGACGUACCUCAGGACUUCUUUUUCCUCCGUCACGACGCAUACAGACGCAAGUGCGUUAAAGAAGCCUGUGGAAAGUUCAAAACUUUGUACGACACUCGGCACACUCUGGCCGCGUACUCCCAUCAAGCCAUACUGUGUUACGGUCCAUGUCGGAAGAUUUACGUCUCCAGCCACCAAGCCUACAUCGCUCACUACCGCCGCAACAGCAGCAGCGUGGACCGCAGGAGUCCAAACUCUUUCGAGACCGAGACUUUCCUGCACCAGUUCAAAGCCGACAUCAUGAAGUCGGUGCUUGAAGCCAAACGACGCAUCAAAUAAACAUUAUCUUUUUAUAAGAUA
Messenger RNA from Hyalella azteca, 516 nucleotides. RefSeq lists its product as uncharacterized. The record is from RefSeq and is a predicted model, not a curated record. The coding region runs from base 1 to 495 and encodes 164 amino acids. The transcript is spliced from 4 exons. Lineage: Eukaryota; Metazoa; Arthropoda; Malacostraca; Amphipoda; Hyalellidae.